CAAAGAAGUAUGUCUUCUGAUUGUUUAUUACUUAGAUAUAAUUGAUAAAAAAAAUGAUAACUAACAAAAAAGGUUUUCAUUUAAGCUUGAUCAGGUGAUAAAAUUGAAACAGAUUUAGAUAAUAAUAAUAAUAGCAAUAAUAAUACUUGGUGAAUACUAUUUCAUAUUACUAAGCUUCUGGAGUGGAUCAGGAUAACCAACCAUUUUCUCAACACUUUCUCUCUCUCUGUGGAUAAUUGAAGGAGAAAUAUCAGUCUCAAAUAAUUUAGCGAUUAAAUGCUUCUUCUUCUUCCAAACUACUUAAAUGACAACUGAAACACGGGAGUUUUAAAAGACAACCAUUAUCGUCAUCGUCAUCACCAAUAUAAUUAAAACAAAUCAACGAAAUAUGCACACUGCACAUUCACUUGUUACAGAUGAUGCUUAUGGAAGAGAUUUGUACAUGUUGAAUCGAUGCCUCGAAGAUAUUGAAUAUUUCGAGAGAAACUUGAGAAAGUUUUUGAGAUCAUUAGAUCGUCAUGGGGCAGAAAAAAGCACUGGUGAUACUAAAAAUACCGACAGUCAACCACCGAAUGCUACAGACACUAUCGAUGCAUUACAGAAAGUUAAAUUUGCAUUAAAUAUUACUGAAAAAAUUAGAAAAUCUCUUCCAUACUUAUCAAAAGAAGUUUUCGUCUAUUUAAUAAGAGUUGUUCGAAAAGUGCAUAAUUCUGCGAAGGAGAAACUAAUACCCAAUUAUAAUCCAAAUAUAGUAGUGGAUGUUAUUGAACCUUUAUUGUAUGAAUCGACUAUCACAUCAUUAUUUAAACUUUUCACAGUAAAAACGAAAGAAUUUUGGUUAGAACUUGGUCCUUCAUGGAAUACACCCAGUUCAAAAUGGCCAAAUUCACUAAAAACCUACAUGCCAACAUUCAGUCAACCGUACAAACGAAGGAGGACAACACAACGGUCGAGUGAUUUGACCGGCAGACAGCAAGUAUUUAAUUCACGGAUACUUCUGAAAGGGACACCUGAUAUCGAUGAUAACUAUGAGCCACAUUUUCAUGGUGGUUUGCGUUAUUUCCGCGUUGAUGACAAAGAGUAUUUAGCUUACCAGAGAUAUAGACGAGAAGUUAAACUUCGAGACGAACAUUUAGGUGAAUAUAUUUUGCCUAGUGUGAAUUCAGACAGUGGUAAUAAAAAACCAGAUGAAUCGCAAGAACAUGAGAUAAAGCUAAUUGAUUUUGAUACCUACUGGACUGUAUAUGAUCAGAAUAGAAUAAUUGGAGAAAUACCUCAUGUGAAAGUCAACUGUUACCAUCAUACUGAUAGAAGAAUAAAAAAUGAAGUGAACAAUAAACUUUCGAGUGGUGCAGAGCAUUCAAGACAAACGGAAAAUCUUGGGCAGUCUACUGGGAAUGUCAUGCUUUACUAUGCUGUUACUGAACAGAGCCAUACAUCACUGCCGUCAUCUCCUCUAAUUCUGUUUCCCCUAAAAACUCAACUUCACACUACACAAAAAUAAUCUGGAAUCUUUUUUUUCACUCAAACUAGUUAGUAGAUAUAUGUGUGUGUGGGUUGAUGCACUUGUUCAUGAGUUCAAAUCUUAGAAUAACCAAUAAAUCUCAAUUCGAAUUAUCAAUAUCGCAAUUACAUAUUUAUUUGAUUCAAUGGGUUUUGACCUCUGGUAUGGGGACUCUCACAGUGAAACACAUAUUACCCCCAUUUCUUUGAUUGUUUUACUUUUCUAAUAGUUGUAUCUGUCUUUCCUAUUUUUAUAUUGAUAUUUUGUUCUGAAAUAUUACUUGUCUGAUUCAAUAUUCCUAAAAUUUACUAUGUACAUAUGCUAAACGAAUAAACGCACAAGUUUUUUCUUUACAGCAUAUCUCUUUUAUCAUAUUUCACUUAAUGAUACAUCUGCGAGACUAUAUGAACUUCCCAGAUCAUGGAAAUUAUCCCAAUGAAAAGUCAAAAAGGCAGUUUUCCUGAAUACAAGAUUUCAACCAUCUGCGGAUUGUUUGUUUUGUUUGUUGAAAAAGUCAACGUCUUUAGUGUUUGCCUAUCCUGAUAUUUUUCUUAUUCUGAGUACAUGUUAGGAGGAGAAGUGAAUUUAGGCCUAUUUGUUAGCAAAAAUGUACUAUUUCACUUCAGAUUAUUUCUAUCUGAAGGAUAGAAUUUACCGGUAAUCAUGACAAUGACACUAAUUGUAGCGGCGUACUUCGUUGCUAUGUUAACCUAGUAACAUAAGUAAGCUUUUUUGAAAUAUUUCGACAUUAAAUUUUGAAUUGGAAAAUUGUUCUGAGAUGCUUAUUUUCGGGCUGUUGUAAAGUUUUUGCUAGUUUGUAGCGUUAAAUGUUGUUU
This is a messenger RNA of Trichobilharzia szidati, 2340 nucleotides long. Lineage: Eukaryota; Metazoa; Platyhelminthes; Trematoda; Strigeidida; Schistosomatidae. The record is from the annotation of a GenBank genome assembly.